AUGAAGGCGCUGCCCUGCCCAUGCCCGGCCCUGCCCCGUUGCUGGCGGCCUGGGUCUCACUCCAUGGCUCAGGGCUCCGGCACUCAGUCCCUGGGGAAAGGGCCCCCGCUCAGCGUCCAGCUCCUGCGCGCACAGUACGAACGCUGGAGGCGGCAGCAGCGGGCCCAGGCCCACCUUGUGGUGCUCCCGAAAGGAGGGAACAUGCCUGCCCCUGCUGAAUCCAUGGUUAGUGCUGUUUGGAUUAACAAGGAGAGAAGGUGGUCACUGUCCCAGGAACAGGCAGAUCCGGAGGCAGAGGGGAGCCCGGAGGAGGCUGACAGAGGCUGUGUCCAGACCCCCGAAUCUCCGUGGCACACGCACCUAGAGAUGCACCGCUCAGUCCAAACCUUCCACCAGGAAGCCAGUCUUCAAGAGCAACACAAGGGCAAGCUCAUGGUGCCUGAGCAAAGCCUCCCUCAGGGAGGAGCCCCAGGCCCGUCUGAAAACAAUCGGGUGACUCAGCAAGGGACCGCGACCCCAGAGGCAGCCCAGCAGGAACAUCAGGUGGGCAGCACCCAAUCAAAGGCAGCGGGGUCUGGCCCGAACACUGGCACUCAGUGCCCUCCUUCUGUCAAGAGUCCAUGCAGGUCUGGAAAACCAGCUCCCUACCCCUUUCCCCAGAGGAAAACUCCCAGGAUCUCCCAAGCUGCCCGCAGCCUCGGCUUAUACGGCCCAGCCUGAAGCUUUCCACUCAGCCACUGACGGCCUCAUCAAAGAGCCCAGGAAGCAGAGCCCACAGCGAGGCCUGGAGCUUGGAGCAAGAAUGGACUAAUCCAAUCGUAAGGCUUGUUGGACAUGAACUGCACAGUGGGCACGCGGUCUCGCCCUUCAAAACGGCAGAGAUUGCCUGGGCCGGACUGCUCACAGUUCAGGCUGAAAGAGUGCUGUCCCACCAGCGCGGCCCAUUCCGCUUGCAUGAGGAGCCCUGCCCUGCAGCCAGGAGGCCAUCUGCUCCGUCCCCAGAAGUGGGGAAUUUGGGGCCAUACCACAGGCCGCCUCGCCAUGGAAUAACCCUAGCAGUGCCCUGGUGCCAGCAGACAGGGGCACCCUCGUUUUCAGGGUCUUCCGAUGGCCUCUCAUCUACUCUGGAGAAGACGGAUUCUGAGAACUGCUAUUUCUGGUCGCUAUGCCUGGAGGCCAGCCCACUUAGAAGUCACCGCGUUCUUGGUAGUGACCACUAUUUCUGCUGAGUCCCCCAAAUACGGUCACCCUGGGUAAAAAAGAUCAGAACAAUGCCACCCACCAUUUGGUGUGUUUAAAGUGUCCUUAGAAAGGGUUGGUCGUGUCUCCCCUCUUACUCGGUCUCCCCACUCCAGUCUCAUCUCGGAUUUAUUUCCUUCUCUCCUUCCUUCUCUCCCUUCCUUCCUUUGCUUCAACCUCUUUGUCUUCUCUCCUUCCCUCCCUCCCUCCCUCUCUCUCUCCAAUUAAGUUCUUCCUAAGCACUGCCGAUCAUCGCAGGUACCUCCUAAUAGGAGCCUGAGCAGGAGAGAGAAAUGCGCCUGCGUGGAAAAUAUGUGUUCCCCACGAACUGGUCCUGUUUCAGCCAAAUUCAGAUGGUUCAGAUCCUUCCUGGGACAUCUGAAAUCUAAGACAAUGUGAAGCAGGUGUUACUUGGGUGACGGGGAGAAAGUAGGUCUUCCCCAGUUAAUGUGUAACUUUGGUAAUGGGAUUUAAAUACACGUAAGGUGCCUUUCCCUUAUCAGAUUCUCUCUGUAAAAUUUCACCUGCAUCCUCCCUUUUUUCCCCAUAGCAAUUGAGUCCUGACCAUCUGCAUCCAGAGUGGUUAACUAAGAAUGUCAUUUCCUGUCAAAAAUACAUGUGCCUGCUCCUUAGACCACCAGAAAUUCACUCCAAUUUGGGAUUCAUUGCGAUUCCUUUGUGAAUAAUUAGUCAAUUGUGAUUUUUUUAUAGUCUAAUGAAAAUACAAGGAAAUUUUCUGAAGAAACUGUCUUUUGCCUUUGUUUUAAAGAGGAUUCCCACAAGUAAACCCCCUUUCUACAAUGUAUCAAUCAGGAUAGGCUACAUUUUGCUGUAGUAAUAAGCAAUCCCCAAAUCUCCCAACAGAAGCUUUUUUUAUUCAUCUAAAGUCGCCUGUGGAUUUGGGCAAACUUCUAGGGCAGCUCUCCCACAUGUAUUACCAGCAAUUCAGGCUGCUUCAAUCUAUGGCAACAUCAGAUCAAUACUGGUUUCCCUAAUCACUGUAGCAGGAGAGCAAAGUGCAUUAAUAGUCAUGUACUAGCUCACAUCACUUCUGCUCAUGUUUCAUUGUGCAAAGCAAGUCACAGGAUAUGAGGAAGCGCAGUCAUUCCAUGUGCCUGGAAGCACAGAAGAAAUGGAAAUGUCAGUGAACUGAACUAAUGGCUAACACAGGUAGACAGGCUCCAGGUCACCGUACACUGCUAGAUUUCAUUCUCUAUACACUAAGUAGCCAUUAAGGGAUUUACGUAUGAGACAAAAUGAUUUGAAGUGCAGUUUAACCAGAUCACUCUGGUGUUCUAUGGAGAAACAGUUGAAAGUCAUGUUAAGAGGUGAUAUCAGGGGACAAAAUGGCCAGGAACAAGUUUAAUAUGGAAGAUGCUAUUACCUCAAGCAAGAGUGGGGGCGGAGAGAUGGAGGCUAUGUGGAUACAUUUGAUAUAUCUGGAGAUAGAAUCAAUAGGAUUUACUAAAGGAAAGUUAUAAGUUCAGUAUGAAGGACACUGAGUUGGAGAUGCUCAUGAGACACAUAAAUGAAGAUAUCAAAUAGGCAAAUGGCUAAGUGAGCCUAGGGUUCUGGGCUAACCACAUGGAUUUAAGUGUCAUGAGUAUGUGGAGUUACUUCAAAGGAGGAGGAGGAAAGAGAAGAUCACCUCUGCAGAGUGUAGAGAGAAAACGGGGUCCAGAAUGAGUCCUGAAAACUCCCAAUUUACCUAGUUGAAAAACCUCUAAGGAAUUUUCCAGUCCUUAGAAGAGGUGGGGUACAGGGAGGAGGAGGCAGCGAAGGACACUGGAGAAAGGAGAGCCAGGGGGUGUGGGGUCACAGACCUCAAGAGGCAAGCGAGAGAGCAAGACAUUGCACAGGCUACUCCUGAAAUUGCAAACCUUCCACAAACCCCCAUUUUCCUAGAGUCCACAGUCUUCAGUCUUAAAUGCUCUUUCUUGAGCAUGGGUUUAAAAGUCCAGAGGACACGAGGCAAUGCUGGAUAUAGGAGAACUUCUCAGCCAAGUGCAGACCAGGUCAGUGCCAGCGAGUUCGGGUCAGAGUUUUGAAUCCUUCCAUUCUCUUCCCACAAGGCUGCUUCUGCCAGGAGCAUCAGACCAGAACCAUCUCCCUGUUUCUUAACCACACUCAUACUCUUCUAUCCAAACAGCUGGGGCAAGGGGCUCAGAUUAUGAAUGGGCUGUCACACUACCCACUCUGAUUUUCUCUCCAAGGCUAGCCAUGGCUGGAGCUGACUUUCUCUACCCCCCUCUUCACAGUGCUAGUGGAGGGAGGUUUUCCUAAGCCAGAGAACAACCAGCUCACAUUGAAAAUCCAGUGCCAGGCAGGUUACAUCAAGUCUCCUGGCCUUCCAGCCACAGUGAGCAGCCCCCCCCCACCCCAUGUGGCUGCCAUGAGAUAGGCAAUCGGAUUCACUCCUCCCGGGAUGGGGAGCGUCCAGGCUCCAGUCUCAGCACUGCAUUGGUGGACAAGACCUUAGCUGAGUGCUGUAAUUCUCGGAGCCACAGAUUUCCCAGUCGCAGAGUGAGGUGAUACCCUCUGCUGGUCCGUUGGUGGCCAUUUCUGUACCUGCGUGUGGUGGUCAGCCUUGCGGGAGAUGGCAGCCCACAUAAGCAAACCCAAAUAGAAGCCUGUAAUGCCUUCAGACUGUAAAACGGAAACCUAAGGAUAACUAAUCAUAAACUACUGCCUAAGCUUUAAACUAUGGACAUUCAAGAAUUUCCUUCCUUUGCUUCUGCACCUUUGCUAGAAAAUCUCUCCCAGCUCCUGUCGGUAGAGCCCUGCUAACUGCUUCCCAUUGGGCACUACCUGAUCCCAGUUGAUUUUUGCUCAUCAAAAAUUUUAAUAGGCCUCAGUUUCUACUUUAACACUACCAUUUUAAAUACCUCCUUCUGACUCCCUCCCCUACUUCUGUAUCACCAUAGCUGGGAGAUCCCAUUCAACUAUUUUUGAAUUAAAACCAUCAGCAGUGAAAUUGGUGCUUCUAUCUGGAGCGCCAGAGGACACCAUAUGGCUUUUCGUUUAGGAAAACUAAACACUGCUUCCUAAACCUAACCUUUCCCCAGCCUUUGAGGCUUUGGUUACUCCACCUCUGCACUAAAACAUCUUUCUGAAUAAUUUCCUUAUUGCUGAGAAAGACCCAGGUCACCUAAUUUCCACAUUUUCCCUGGGGCAUAAAUUCCAGAAGUUCACCUGCUGUGAUUGUGUGUCUCCCACAGCUAACAACAUGCCUCCUAGAAACAGUGUUCAAAGGUCCUUCUCAUUUUAUUUCUUGGCCUUGGGCUUGUGGCAAUUACAUUACGUUUUCCCCUCCACUUCCAUCCAGAAAGGUGAGACACCUGCUAUAUACUAUUAAUCCUUUUAUCUCCCUUUUGUCUAUUCAUUGAUGAAUCCACCCCCUGACUUCCCCAGUCCAAGAGCAUAAUCAAGACUUGGCAGCAUGCCCACCCGUCAGCCCUAACGGAGAAAAGGAGGAGGAAAAGCCGGCGGUGAUAAAUACUGGGUCUCCCGACAACGCCAACUCAGAGUGUUUGUAAGGUGGGCCUGAGCUGGCCCUCACAAGCAGAAUCCGGCCCAGAUCCAGGUUAGCAAAUAUUCUCCCAGAGUGGAGCUGCUCCCCUUCCCGAGAAAUGCAGGUGUCCUGUGGCGGAAGGGUCCUGAGAAAGCCUGUGCCCACUCCUGUCCCUGCCCUCACAGGCCUCAGAUUCUCCCCCAACACCAGAGCCUCGGUAUCCUUUAAGGUUCUGCCCACAACACAGUGUGGCUACACUUGCAACCUGAGGGCUGGGGGCAGUGGCCCCCCAAAUCCCACACUCCUGUCUACUGAGCUGUACCUCAUUCUGGCAAGACUGAUGGGGAGACCUUACGUGAGCUGGACCUAAUGUGAGCCAUGAGGCGCUUUUUGCCCCACGAGCCUUAGGCUCCCAUCAAGGGUGGCCCUGUCCUCUACGACCAUGCUUCUCAACCCUGAUUACACAGGAAAACCAUCAGGAAGCUUGAGAACAUUCCAUUAAGUGACAACCCCUGGAGUAGGGCCAGAGUAUUGGUAGUCACUGUUUACAUUUUGAUCAAGACAUAAAAUAUGUAAAAUGUGACAAG
Molecule: messenger RNA, 5337 nt
Organism: Manis pentadactyla (Chinese pangolin)
Lineage: Eukaryota; Metazoa; Chordata; Mammalia; Pholidota; Manidae
Gene: C3H9orf152
Product: chromosome 3 C9orf152 homolog
Exons: 2
Coding region: 1-720 (239 amino acids)
Source: RefSeq, a predicted model, not a curated record